AUGGCAGCUGUAGUUCAAGCUCAAAUUCGUAAAGUCGAAGAAAAACUUAAACCAUACUUAUACGAAGGUCCUCUUACUUCAUAUUGGGGUCUUAUUGAAAAGAAAACAAAAGUUAAACGUGAACAGAUUGCUUUCGGUUUAUUUGGUUUUCUUACUAUUUAUUUAACAUUUGGCUGGGCUAACGACUUCAUUUGUAAUUUUCUGGGAUUUAUCUAUCCAGCUUAUGCUUCAAUAUUGGCUGUUGAAUCAAAAGUGACACCUGAUAAUACAGAAUGGUUAAUCUAUUGGGUUGUUUAUGCUUUAUUUGGUUUUAUUGAAUAUAUUGGACAUAAUUUCUUUCAUACAUUACCUUUCUAUUGGCUUGGUAAAUGUCUUUUUCUUAUAUGGUUAAUGGUACCCGGAGCUAAAGGCGGUUCUCAAAUUUUAUAUCUUCGACUUAUUCAUCCUUUUGUACUCAAGCAUCGUCCCACGAGUGAUCAACGUAUGUAA
Messenger RNA from Rotaria sp. Silwood2, 489 nucleotides. The record is from the annotation of a GenBank genome assembly. NCBI's taxonomy places the organism in Eukaryota, Metazoa, Rotifera, Eurotatoria, Philodinida, Philodinidae.